Molecule: messenger RNA, 300 nt
Organism: [Torrubiella] hemipterigena
Lineage: Eukaryota; Fungi; Ascomycota; Sordariomycetes; Hypocreales; Clavicipitaceae
Source: the annotation of a GenBank genome assembly
AUGAGGGUAGAAGAAAGCUUGCUUCUAUUGAUCAAAGAAGCAACAAUGCAAAAUUUCUGUUAUGAAAGACAAAUUGAAAGGGGGGGACUAAAGAGAGGAGGUGACAAACAAUGUAGCUGUUGUAUGCAAUGCUCCGUUCCUCAUUCGCUCGCUUUCUCGCUCUUCUCAACUGUCCGUCUUCAGCCUUGGGCGUAUCAAUCUGUGGAGAAGGUCUUGUUGCAUUUCUCCGUUGCGCGAGCCGAGCCUUGGGAAGACCGCCGCCGUCUCAUGUCCGACGCUAAGGACCUCGGCCGAGCAUAG